Messenger RNA from Thunnus maccoyii (southern bluefin tuna), 2266 nucleotides. Its product is annotated as interleukin-1 receptor type 2-like. Bases 692 to 1390 code for a protein of 232 amino acids. NCBI's taxonomy places the organism in Eukaryota, Metazoa, Chordata, Actinopteri, Scombriformes, Scombridae. The transcript is spliced from 7 exons. The record is from RefSeq and is a predicted model, not a curated record.
AGGUGUGAAGGUGACAGCAGACUGGGGAAGAACACUGAGUCAAGGACAGGGCUAACGAGGACGAAUGCAGGGCAGGUGUAGUAACAGAGUGACAGAAAACCAAAACCCAGAAAACACAAUACUCUAAAUCACAACCCAGCAUAAAUCAAACCAUCACAGAAUUACAUAAACUUGAACACACACACUACAAGCUAACUACUAAUGCAGUCCUCUAAACCCACCACUCAAACCGUAACAAGCAAAAUCAUAUGACCAGGAUUUGACAACAGAAAUGUAACACAUGAAACCCCGAAGAGCACAAAAACACAAAGAGUCCAAAAAACACACAAAGUCCAGGCAGGAUGUGAUAAAUACACUAUAGCUCUUACUUUCAUAUCUGAAGCAACUGAAGUCUGAAGGCCUACAUUUGAACUUAAGCUCUAUUGAGCCGGCAAUAAAUCGUUGCAGUGCACCUACACUGCAAAGCAAGUGGUGCUUUUUUUCUGUUGAGUGGAAAUUUCAUGCAGGCGUAAGUGGAACAGAAUUGAGUGGUUUGAAAAGAGGAGGAGGGAAAACCCAGCAGUUCUUCAGAAGUUCAGUGCAGGUAAUAAGCACUUGUCCUUAAGUCUUCCCACUCAGCCUGGGCUCCAGCCCCACUCCCCUUCAGCUUGGCAGGGAGGGCUCCUUCCACCAGAAUCUCAGAGGUGAUCUAAUGAUUCCUGUUGUAAAGCCAUCGCACGCCGGUUUCUACACCUGCCAGAGUGCUCAUCAACAACCAGCAGUACAAAGUCAGCCGAGCCAUCCUGCAUCCUGGUGUCCAGACCCAGCUCAAACUACAACUACCACUGUGCCUGACAUCUCCAUGACCUCUGAGCCAGGGUUGAGCAGCAGCAGCAGCAGCAGCAGCACUGUUCACACUCCUACACUUAAGCCACCUGUGAUUGUCUCACCACUGAACGGAACAAUAUUUGAAAGUCCGCAUGGUUCAGGACUGGAACUGUUUUGCAUGGUGCUCACUGGAUGUCAAGCUGCAGAUUCCACUGUGGUCACAUGGUUGGUCAAUGGCCAAUCAGUGGAGUCAUCGUACCUUGAUGGACGGGCUCUGCAGGGGGCAAGGAGGCACACUAGGGUGUCUGAAGGGUGCCAGAUUGAGUUAAGGCUGAUUGUUGUAGCGAUGACAGAAGAAGACAUACAGACGGAGCUGAAAUGUGUUACUCAGAACGAAGGAGGGAGACAGGAAGUCGUCACACAGCUUCAACUAGAGGACUCCACGUUUACAUGGGUGGUGGUAGCUACAGUGGCGGUGUCCUGCUUCCUGACUGUAGUUUCUGUCUUUCUCUAUGUGCUCUUAAAACCUAAAAGGAAAAAGAAAAUGGAUUACUUCCUGGCUCGGCAAAACAGCACCUUCUAAUUCUGCCAGUGUACACACUCAUUCCACAAGGAAAAGACCCUCUUAAUGUAUUUGCAGUUGCAUCAAUAGAGCGUUUUCCUGCAGCAUUUGGUGUCAUGCAGUAGCAUUAGCAGUGGUUGGUGUUCAACUCUUGCUACAGAGAUUCAAUGUAGAAUCCAGUGUUUUUAAAUCAGUAGCUGCUCAUGCUGUUACCCACUGUCCUCCAUUUCCUUAUCCAUGAAUGAGCAUUACACAAGGAACUUUUGAUUCAUAUUAUUUGUACUAAUGUGGUAAUUACAUUUGGUUUCUUUAUACAGUUUCAGUCAUUGUAAGUUUCCUUUCAUGAGAUACAGAUACUUUCAAGAUACAGAAAUAUCCUACUUAAAUCUAAUAUAGAAUCACCAAACUGAGGCCGCUCACUGACACAGAAGUUGUAAUAUCUGGUCAAAUUCAGUAAAGGCUUCAACAAAGGCUACAUCUGCAUAUACUGUACAUAUAUACAAAACUUUCAUGUCAAAUCAUUUCAUUUCUUUGUUUUUGUUUGAGUGUUCCAAAAUUCAAACACUCCAUAAGAGAGUUAUAUAUACAGUAUGUAUAAGUGCAAUAUAUUUUUGUAGUUGAAAAGUGUUAAGACAAUUUGAUACAUAACUGCUCUAUCAAACGUAUUUGACGAUGUUGCUGAUCUGACUGCUCUGGCAAUUCUAAAAUCUAACAAUACAUCAUUAUAUGUGGUUAUUGCAUAUAAGACAUUGUUCGGUAAAGUAAGUAGAGCUAACAAAUAAUAGUUAUUAGGGUAGAAAGUACAAUCUUUUCCUCUGAAACACAGUGGAAUAAAUGUAUAUUGCCUUUAAAAUGGAAAUAUUCAAUAAAGUGCUGGAAUAUGUACUGUACCUAAGA